Molecule: messenger RNA, 2519 nt
Organism: Bufo gargarizans (Asiatic toad)
Lineage: Eukaryota; Metazoa; Chordata; Amphibia; Anura; Bufonidae
Gene: PLEKHG7
Product: pleckstrin homology and RhoGEF domain containing G7
Exons: 18
Coding region: 151-2340 (729 amino acids)
Biological process (GO): Rho protein signal transduction
Molecular function (GO): guanyl-nucleotide exchange factor activity
Source: RefSeq, a predicted model, not a curated record
CUGUCACAGGAGGGAGUGCCCAGUAACAGGAGGGUGUCCCUGCUGCUCACUCUGUGACUGACACACUGGGAUUUACUAUGGAGAAGUGAAGUGCGAGCAGCAACCUGUGGUGAAACCCUUCAAAUCGAAUAUGAUGGGAAUGUAAGAAAAAUGCUGGCACCAGUUCGCAUUUGUUUCCAAGACAUGGAUGAAGAAGAGAUUUUGAUUGCAGAAUACACAAAUGAAGAUAAUGAAGUUGAAGUUUUUGACGUCAACUUAUCUUCUCCUUCUGAUUCAGAUACAAAGAGUGAGGAACUAAGUCAAAAUACUCUAAAUGAGGAACCCCACGCAAAAGAUGAGCAACUCAUCACGGACACUGCAUUAGAAAAAAGGCCCAAAAAGGCAAAUAUUCCUCCACUUAUUUUAAUGGAGAUAGGAGAUGGGAGCUACACUACACCAUUCCAAUUCGAUAGACAGGCACUUGGCAGGAUAUCCACCUCUCCGACACUGCGGAGGCUGAGGAAAAGUACUGUGGGAAACUUCACGCCAUUACAGGAUGUUUUUGAUGUCUCCAAGUUCCCAGUUCACAAGGAGGAAUGUAUCGGGGACAAUGAAUCUUGUGUGUCUCAAAACUUAGAAGACCAUGUGAAGACCUAUGAUCAUUUAGACCCUGCUCUCCACACUAAUUAUACCGAUGAUGAAAAGUCUCCUGAACACAAAUGCAAUGGAGCAACCACAGCCGAAACAAAAGGAGGUCCUGAAAUAACCAACUAUUGUGCCCAGAUGAAGGCGUUCCAGCAGUCACAGCAGAGUGAACGAAGACGUAGUUCUGUGGUAUUGAGCAUACCAGGACUGGAGGUGUUCCCGGGAGAUCUUCUGGUUUCAGAUGGUGCUUCUGAUUACAUGUAUCAUGCCCCAUGGCUUCCUCAAAGUGAUGUCAAGAAACCAAAAUGGCCUUUCUCUAAGAAAGCAUCGUUCAUCAAAGGCAAACAAAAGCAAACUCCAGAUUUGGAGAACUGUCUCUUAACCUUCAAGGUUCCAGAUUUCACUGAAUAUGAAUUCUAUAACAUUAAGGAUAAAAUAUGGGAUGAAUUCAGAGAUAUGCAGACCAACGAGACUAAACAGAUGAUAAGUUCUUCAAACAGAAAAAGACAAGCGUCCAUUUGGGAACUUUUUACCUCUGAAUGUACUUACUUUUUGGAACAUUUACUAGUUCUAAAAAUGAUAUUUGUUAAUGCACUAAAGCACUUACAGAACAAUGAUCAUCUGUUGGAUGUGGAUCCAGCUAGGCUCUUUGCCAAUUUGGAGGAACUGAAUCAGGAAAGCCUGAAUUUUGCUCAAAGCCUGUUUAAUACUAUUAAAAGCAGAGAACUUGGAUCAACAACUACCUUCUCAUUACCACUAGCGGACUUACUAACAAAGUAUUUCAAGGAUAAUCUCUGCUUAAGUCAUCAGAUCUACUGCUUGAAUUACACAUCCGCCAUCAUCUACUUGGAGACUCUAAAGCAAAGAGAAGAUUUUGCAGCAUAUUCAAAAUGGUGUGAACAGCAGGAGCAGUGCAGGCGGCUGCACCUCACUGAUUUACUGGUAGCACCAUUACAUCGACUCACCCGAUAUCCACUGCUCCUUAAGAACAUAUGGAAAAAAAGUAACGAUGCUGCUGAGAAAGUUUCCAUCUAUUCGAUGAAGGAGAAAGUCGAAAGUUCCAUAAGAGAUCUUGAAGGGAGAGUGAAAUGGCUGGAUAAGUCACAGAAAUUCAAACAACUUCAGGAUGUAAUUGGAUGGCCAUGUCUAUGGGAGAGAGACAAACGAUUCUUCAUCCCAGAGGGCUUGAAGCACUAUUUUAAAGACACCAAUGUCGAGACCAUACUUUCUUCUCCCAAUAGACACCUCCUCUAUGAGGGGAGACUUACCAUGACAGAGAGCACACGUCUACUCGAUGUAUACCUGCUGCUUUUUGAUGACUUUCUGCUAAUUACAAAGAUUAAAAGAAACAAACGGAAGUCUUCGAAUCUAGAAGCCAGUACAACAUAUCCGUCUUUACACCCAGAGCUGCAGACCAUCGUGAAAGAGGGAGGUUAUUGUAAGGUUGUGGACCAGCCAAUUCCACUUGACAGAUUGACCGUUAAAAGCAUUGACCUCUUCCAUGUCACAGUGUAUGGAAUGAAGCAUGCAUUUCUGAUCCAGCAUGAGAAUCGCUAUCAGCAGUGUAUUGCUGCCUUCAUUUUCCAAGCAAAUACUGAAUCAGCUAAGAAAAUGUGGAUCUCACAAAUUGAAACUGCCAUUUCUUGCUACAGUGAAGCCUAUGAAUCAAACAGAACAUCAUUAUUUGGCCAUCCUGUGGAGUCUGCUGAAAUCUAGCUGUGUUCUCUGCAGGACAUCUGAAUUUCAUUGACAUGUUUGGUUUACAGUUUAUUAAUGCUCUUUGUCUCUAUAGAAUUUGUAACAUAUUGCAAAUAUUAUUUAAUAACACUUGCACUGUUUUUAUCACUGAACUUUUUGAUAUUGUACAUACUUGUAGUGAUAAUUUUUUUCCAAGC